Messenger RNA from Dermatophagoides farinae (American house dust mite), 1734 nucleotides. The record is from RefSeq and is a predicted model, not a curated record. NCBI's taxonomy places the organism in Eukaryota, Metazoa, Arthropoda, Arachnida, Sarcoptiformes, Pyroglyphidae.
AUGUUAUUAUUCUGGAGAUUCUAUCAACACGUUUUAUUGGGCGAUAUACAAAAGGCAUUCUUGCAAGUGAAAGUGGAAAAUGAGGACCGAAAAUAUUUGAGAUAUCUAUGGGAAAAAGACGGCAAAUUGUUAACAAUCCAAUUUUCCAGUGUCAUCUUUGGUGCAACAAGUAGUCCGUUUAUUCUCGAGUCAGCUAUAAACAAAUUAUUAGAAAAGAAAGAUCCGGAACUAACAAAAACAAUUUAUAUGGACGAUAUUCUUUUCGUUGCCGAUAAUUUGGGUCAACUUUACAACCGCUACAUUAACGCUGAAGAAGCUUUAUCAUUAGGAUCGAUGAAAAUCCAUAAAUUCACAGCCAGAAAAACUGUCAUUGAAUUUUUUGGUUUACGAAAAAUAGAAAUCGAAGAGAAAGAUUCAACCAAAAUUUUGGGUCUUGUCUGGAAUCUUGAACAGGACGAGAUUAUUUUUGGACCACCUAAAAAACCAGAAGGUCUUUUAACACCAUUUCAAUUGAGCUUCAGACAAUUCAUACGAGAUUUGCAUUUAUCAAAAAUCAAUUGGGAUGAACCAUUGAAUCAAUCUUUCAUAUUACGAGCCGAAAAAUUGGCAAAACAAAUGGACGAUUUAAAACGUGUUCAUGUUCCACGAGUUAUAUUUCAGAACAAUGGACAACGACAAAAUUUAUGCUUACACGUUUUUGUUGACGCAAGUAGAAUAGCAUAUGGGGCGUGUGCAUAUAUUUACAACGAAGAAAUUGGUCAAUUAUUAAUGUCAAAAGUUCGUUUAGUGUCAGAGACAAAACGGACAAUACCGCAAUUGGAAUUAACCGCAGCAUUAGAAGGAGUUAAGCUUUUUGUUAAGAUCAAGAAAGAAUUACCACAAAUACGUUUAGGAAAUCUUUUCUCCGACUCAAUGGUCACUUUGGCACGUAUCUCUGGAAGCCCAAAUAAUUUGCCAUUGUUUGAGUCAAAUCGUGUUCGCGAAAUUCAGUCAUUAAUAGAACCGCAAUUUUGGAAAUUUAUUUCUACGAAAGAAAAUCCAGCUGAUUGUUUAUCCCGAGGUCUACCAUUAAAUAAGCUAAUCAAUCAUUCACUUUGGUGGACCGGUCCAAAAUUAUCAUCUUUUGAAAAACAUUCACAAGUUGCAUUAGUGAAAAAAAGUUCAACGAAAAUCAACCAAGAUACAUUUGUGGAAAACAUUUGCGAUAUCAACUUCAGAAAAGCAUUAUUAAUAAUUGAAAGACUUUUGGCUUGGAUGUCAUUUAGAACGAAAGAUAGCAAAAAAUUAAAUCUUCAGCCUUUACAUCAUUUAAUUAAAUUGGUUCAAAGACAAUCUUUCAAGAUGGAAUUUCACUGUCUCAGCAAACAACAAACGUUACCAAAAACAUCAGUUUUAUAUAAAUGGCCAGUUUUUGUGGAUGAUAAUGGUUUAAUACGAGCCAUUCAUCUUGAUAUUGUACAAAAUAGAGGAAUAGAAUCUGUUUUCCAAUGUUUGACGAGAUUUAUAAGUCUUUAUGGUUUACCGGAGAAAAUUUGGUCCGAUAAUGAGAAAAGUUUCUCAACUAGCAAGAAAAUUCUAUCUAAAUUGUUUUUUGCCAAAAAGAAAGUGCAACAUAAUUAUAAUGUCAAUUGGGAUUUCAAUCCACCGGCUGCACCAUGGUAUGGUGGAUUUUACGAGAGGUUAAUCCGAUCGGUUAAAGAUAGUUUAUCAGUUGUGGUGAUCAAUAAUAAAUAA